UUGGAUAUGUUUUCUCUAGAAUUUCUCGAAGUUUUAAUUGCAGUUGUUCUGAGUAUCAUCGUGGCAGCAGCCUGGUAUUUGCACCAGCAACACCUGAAGUAUGACCAUUUACCUGGACCUCCGCGAGACAGUUUUUGGAGCGGCCAUCUUCCAUCCAUACAGAAAGUGAUAUCGGAUGGUGAAAUUUUCGAUGAUUACAUUCUGGAAUUAAUGAAAUCGUAUGGGAGUAUUCUUCGUUUGUGUAUGUGGCAUCAGACAUUUGUUAUCGUUGCUGACCCUGAACUUGUUAAGGAAGUUCUUGUAACAGGUAAUCACCCUAAAUCGAAAGCAGUAUACUCGAUGUCAAGACAUUUGUUUGGCGCAAGAUAUCUCGGGAGAGGCAUUGAAAGUGAGACGGACCAAAAAUAUUGGAUAAUGCAGCGCAUGCAUCUGGAUCGCUGGUUUAAACCUCAUUAUUUGCGGCAAUUCACCUCCGAUUAUAAUGAGUUUGCUGACAGUCUUGUGCAACAGCUGGAGCAAUAUGCAGAUGGAAAAACACGUGUCCCUUUGGAAAAGCUGUUGCAUAAAGUCACUCUACAUCUUCUGUCAAAGGUAGCAUUUAAUUUCGACCUUGGGAAACUUGAUGAAACAGCUCACCCUUUUUCAUAUUACUUGGGAUUUUCUCUUUCUGGAUUUGCAAAGAAGGUGGUGAACCCACUUUUUAGCGUGAACCCUUUAACAUGGAGAUAUUGCAUGCAGGUUCACAAUGCAGUUAAAAAACUUAGAUCCCAUGCUAGCGAGCAGAUAAUAUCGAGGAGGAAAACAAAAUUAAGAGGCGACCACGUUCCUUAUGACUUGCUUGAAUGCAUCAUUGAACUGCAAGAAAAAAAUCCAUCCGAUAUUACAGAUGAGAUUUUGUUGGACAAUUUUAUCACAUUCCUCAUUGGAGGAUCUGAAACUACAGCGAAUACUCUCAGUUUCAUGGUAUACCUCUUGUCACAGAAUCCUCAUUGUUACAAAAAAUUACAACAAGAAAUUGAUGACAAUGUUGCAGCCGUUUCUGUAUUGACCCCUUCAGAGCUUGAUGACCUGCCCUACCUUGAUAUGGUCAUGAAGGAAACACUUCGACUUUAUCCCAUCGCGAAAGCAACGUACAGGGAAAUGGCACGAGAUUGUAGCCUUGGGGGAUAUCACGUUCCUGUCGGAACAGAUGUAGUGGUCAGUUUUUACGCCACAGGUAGAUCUUCGAAGACUCUGACGAAUCCGCAUUUGUUUAUACCAGAACGUUUUGAGCCUACGGCAAAUGAAAGAGUAGGAAGAUACGUAUCCACUCCAUUUUCAGUCGGCCCUCAUACUUGUAUUGGUAGGAAAUUUGCACAGAUUGAAACAAAGAUCAUGAUGACUAAGAUCGUCCAAAACUUCGACUUCGAGCUAGUACCAGACCAACCCAUGGGGAUUAUCGAUAAUACAACUCUACGACUUGCAGGAGGUGCCAUUUGUUAUCUGCGACCAAGGAGAGACACAUGA
Molecule: messenger RNA, 1506 nt
Organism: Ylistrum balloti
Lineage: Eukaryota; Metazoa; Mollusca; Bivalvia; Pectinida; Pectinidae
Product: cholesterol 24-hydroxylase-like
Exons: 14
Biological process (GO): cholesterol catabolic process
Molecular function (GO): heme binding; iron ion binding; cholesterol 24-hydroxylase activity
Source: RefSeq, a predicted model, not a curated record